Pseudoliparis swirei is the source of this 1792-nucleotide messenger RNA. RefSeq names its product tRNA nucleotidyl transferase, CCA-adding, 1 (gene trnt1). Gene Ontology annotation, molecular function: RNA binding; nucleotidyltransferase activity. The record is from RefSeq and is a predicted model, not a curated record. Lineage: Eukaryota; Metazoa; Chordata; Actinopteri; Perciformes; Liparidae. The coding region runs from base 80 to 1363 and encodes 427 amino acids. Gene Ontology annotation, biological process: RNA processing. The transcript has 8 exons.
GUCGAGCCUCGACUGAGAAAGCGUCCCAUGAAGUGACAGCAGCGUUGUUGGGUUAUAACAGCUCCCGUUUAAGUGGCAGAUGUGGAGCAGAAUAUUGAGUCCUCGUGUGAUUGGUAGAACAUCUCUGUGUUGGAGGAGUCUCUUCACGAUGAAGCUGAAGACCAGCGAGUUCCAGUCUGUGGUCUCUGAUGGACUGAAUGGACUCGCGGAGGUGUUUGAGAAGCACCAGCAUGAGCUGAGGAUAGCGGGAGGUGCUGUGCGCGACCUGCUGUCUGGGACGCAGCCCGAGGACGUGGACUUUGCCACCACGGCCACUCCGGAGGAGAUGAAGCGCAUGUUCCAGAAAGCUGGCAUCAGGAUGAUCAACAACAGAGGAGAGAAGCACGGGACCAUUACAGCGAGACUCCACAACGAGAACUUCGAGGUGACCACGUUGCGCGUGGACGUUCAGACGGACGGCCGCCACGCAGAGGUGGAGUUCACCACCGACUGGCAGAAAGACGCCGAGCGGCGAGACCUCACCAUCAAUUCCAUGUUUUUAGGCCUUGAUGGCACAUUGUACGACUAUUUCCACGGAUACGAAGACCUGCAGAAUCGCAAAGUUCGGUUUGUCGGCAGCGCUGAACGAAGAAUCCAGGAAGACUACUUGAGAAUACUACGCUAUUUCAGGUUCUACGGCAGGGUGGCCCUGGAGCCCGGCGGCCACGAGGCCGAGACGCUGGACGCUAUUCGGGAGAACGGCCGCGGACUAGCGGCCAUAUCGGGAGAACGCAUUUGGACGGAACUGAAGAAGUUGGUUGUCGGUGGCCACGGCGCUCAUCUGCUGGAGCUCAUGUACAGUCUGGAUCUGGCCCAGUACAUAGGUUUACCUCCAGGUGGCAACGUUGAGGAGAUGAAGCGAGUGUGGCGGGCCGCCAAAGACCACUCUCCCAAGCCCAUGACCGUCCUCGCCGCUCUCUUCCGCCGCCCAGAGGAGGUGGAGAAGAUGGACAUCCGGCUGAAGGUGUCCCGGGAGGAGAAGACUCUGGCUCUGUUCCUGGUGAAAUACCGGCGGGAGCUCUGCAAGAGCCAAGACGAUCCGGACAGCCUCAAACCCUUCACCGACUUUAUCUUUGACAGUCGGGAGCUGGACUCUCAGAGUAAAGUGUGUGAGCUGCUGAAGUACCAAGACGAGGAGAAGCUGCUGGCGAAGCUCAGCGGCUGGUCCGUCCCCCGCUUCCCCGUCAGCGGCCACGACCUGAGGCGGCUGGGGGUCACCACGGGCAAGGAGAUAGGCGCCAUGCUGCAGGAGCUCCGCGACAUCUGGAAGAACAGUCGCUACCAGAUGGACAAAGAUGAACUCCUCAGCCACGUCAAGUCCUAAAUGAGGAGGGAAGGGGAGGUACCGGGGACUCCUUACAGAUACGGGUUGAGCGGAUCGCCGCGCGUCGUUUAGAAGAGGGCGAGAGAAGACACUGCAAGAAAUGAGAAAAGCGUAGUUGUUGAUGAAUGCCAAUUUCUUUCCAAGUAAGCCCGGUGUCCUGCAUCACUGUGUGAAAAGAUCUCACACACACACACACACACGAUAUACGCAGCACGGCUGCUACCCUUUUUAUGAGUGAACGUGUGCAAUGACAUUAUUACAGAGCUCCGUGCAAAUCCAUUGGCUAAGCAGCUGUUAACGCUCGGUUACUAUCAAACGUAUGAAUUGUUGAAUUCAUAUUGAAAAGCAGAAGUUUGGAUUGUAUUGCUUUUAUUUCUGUAAAACUGUUUGUUUAAAAUAUAUAUAUACAUAUAUAUGUUUUAUUGAAAA